ACAAACUCAUUUGCAGGUGGAUUGCUUGUGCAACGUAGACGUAAUACCUUUUUGCCGGACUUUUGUUGUUCCUUCUUUUUAAGGUAUAUAUUGAAGACCACUAUAGAUGUUCUGCCAUGUCAGAGUGAAGAGAGUUUGGAGCAAGAAAGGUUGGAAUUGCUUAGUGAAGUAAAAAAGAGGGACAAUACCAUGGUGAUCAAAGCAAAAAUGGCAAAAACUUUCGCGCUCAGAAGACAUGAAGUUGUCAACCUGUCCCCCAGAGUUGUGGAUUUUAAAGACAGAUGGCCUGCACUGUUUAACCCCCAGCAGAUAAAUGAAGAAUUCAGGAGAAUUACCACUUUGGAUUUAGAGCCAAAAUUUAUGCAGAUGUUGGACCAGUAUACCCCAAAUCUGUUGAGCAUAUUUUGUGCCAAAGGAGGAGCACUUGGGCAAACUUUGCAGGACAAAAUGGUUGCCAUUCAUCAGAACCCUGGUGGUGUUACUAUUGACCAGACAAGAGAAGUUGUCAUUCGUUGCUUGGUUCAUUACUUGGGUGAAAAGGAUGAUGAUCUCAUCCAGGAAUACCAUUGCGCCGAAACAGAUUUUCAGCAAGAUCUCAUGCACCACACAAUGAAAAUUUCUGUCUUUAAGAGGGGUGAGCAGGAUGACAUCAGCAUUGUCUUGGAGGGUGCCCAAGUAGUGAGUGGUUUAGGAAAUGUGGCUAAAGCUUGUGCCGUUCUUCUUGGCCUCACUUAUGCUCUAAAUCUGAGCUACCCUAAACAGCUCAGGUAUACAUUUGAAGCAUUUCAAAAGCUCAUCUUAGAGUUGGACACUUGUAAGUUUUCACCCAAAAUGCAGUCUCUUAAGAAUAAGCUUGCUUAAUGUAGUCAUGCAAUACAAUUUACUUGGCUGAACACAGUGUUAAAACAAGCAUUGACAUACAAGUUACAUUCUUUAAAAUGUUUUAAGAUUUACACCACAAAAAUGCAUAUUUGUUUAGUGAUGCAACAUCAGACCACAGUAUGAGGUGUGGCAAAUUUUCAGUUCAGGUACAGUUGAUCUGUAUAAUUAUGUAGAAAUUUGGGACAGUAA
Molecule: messenger RNA, 1071 nt
Organism: Scleropages formosus (Asian bonytongue)
Lineage: Eukaryota; Metazoa; Chordata; Actinopteri; Osteoglossiformes; Osteoglossidae
Exons: 6
Coding region: 190-861 (223 amino acids)
Source: RefSeq, a predicted model, not a curated record